This is a messenger RNA of Brassica oleracea var. oleracea, 2101 nucleotides long. RefSeq lists its product as uncharacterized. The coding region runs from base 296 to 1624 and encodes 442 amino acids. The transcript is spliced from 6 exons. The record is from RefSeq and is a predicted model, not a curated record. NCBI's taxonomy places the organism in Eukaryota, Viridiplantae, Streptophyta, Magnoliopsida, Brassicales, Brassicaceae.
CUUCGAUGGUGAUAUGUCUGUAAGGAGAAUUAUGAUGAACAGGGUGAAGCAGUGAACCUUGACUACGUCUCCAUCACUUAUUUAUAGUCUCAAAAAUUAGGGAGUUUAAGAGCUGCGGAGAAGGAGUCACUAAAUUGAACGUAGUGGGGGGGGGAGCUGGCCGUAGGGAGCAAAUGAAAAGAAUUAAUGAAAGGUUUGAAUGAGGAUUACGAACGUUACAGAGGCGUUACAACAUCUGCGAUGCAAAAGACGGGAUUGAAGAAGACGAAGUCAUUGAAAGAGACAUGGGCUAUAAAUGGACUAUGUUUAUGUUAUAGAAGAGAAGCUGACGUGUCGAAGAACGCCCCUUCCUUCCUCCUUGCUGUCGUGGAGUGCUGUGCGCAUCACACAAGUCAACUUUUAUAUAAUAAGAUAUCCACAGCAGCGUCAUCCUCUGCAACAAAGAGAAGCCGAAAAAAGAAAAAUGUAUCUGAUCAGCGCCGGCCUUGGCUACAAUCUCAAUAUCUUCCCAUCGCACCUGCCAACAUGCUCAGCUUCAGAUCAGACGUUCACCGAUCUACUGGUAAACAACUAUCUGCUGCGAGGCUUUUUUAUUAGGACACGAACAUUUGAAACUCAUUUUCCAAGUUUAUUACUUUUCCCGGUGAAUAAUGCGAGGCUUGCUCGACAAAAUCGACGAUUACUAAUGCGAAGCAGACGGACUGCAAACUCACCGCAGCAAGACAUACAGCGUACACAAGAAACUAUCCUUCCUGAUCAGGUUGACAACAUUGAUGUUGAUUCCCCUGAACAAGUUACCGCAAGGGCAAGUAGAGCCUUGCGAAUAAAGAAACAGAAAUCUAAGAGAGUAGCCACUCGGUAUAAGAAUGUUGCAUCUACAAGUGGAAGCCGUCCAGUUAGGUAUCGACGCCCAGUUGUUAACAAGUGGGACUUAGUGAAAUGCCCGGUUUGUCAGGCCAUUGUUUGGAUUGCUGAGGCUGUUGUUCAAGAGACAGAGAAAUCCCCCAGAAUGUUCAGCAUCUGUUGUCAGCAGGGUCGUGUUAAGCUACCUCCUAGGCGUCAACCACCCUCUCCGCUGAAAGAACUUCUAGACAAAUCAAACUUCAAGUCGAUAAUCCGAAUUGCAAAUGGGAUGUUAGCUUUCACAUCGAUGGGUGGACAGAUUGAUAACUCUGUAACUAACUCUUGUGGACCGUAUGCAUUUAGGCUCCAUGGUCAAACCCACCACAAGAUAAGAUCUCUGCUCCCCCCUGACGGUAAAUUUCCACAGUAUCUCCAGCUCUAUAUAGUUGACACCGACAAUGAAGUGGCAAACAGGAAAAAGGCAUUCUCAAAAGGUACCUCAGCUUUAGAAAUUGACGACAACUUGGUUGCUGACCUGAUCAAGAUGCUGGAUGAAAAUAAUCACCUUGCUAAAACUUUUAGACAUGCUCGAGAUCGAGUCCUAUCUGGUGGGGCAGUAGAAUUCAGCGUGAGAUUAGUGAACCAGAAGCAUCACGGAAGACAGUAUGACCUGCCUACUGCAAGUGAAAUAGGUGGUAUUUUAGUUGGUGAUUUCACAGCUGAAUCAGCAGGAAAAGAUAUUGUUCUUGAGUACAAGACAUCUAAGCUGCAAAGGAUAUAAGCGAUCUACAUCCUCUAUACAUGAGUCUUCAGUAUCCGUUGCUUUUUCCGUACGGAGAAUAUGGGUACGACGAGAGGAUUCCGUAUCAACACACAGAGCACUCUAAACUAAAGAGAGAGUACAUGACCAUGAGAGAGUACUUUGCUCACCAGAUCCAGACAAGGCCAUCAGAGGGCAUGACUAUUAUCAAGUCAGGGAGAUUGUUUCAUCAGUAUAUUGUAGAUGUUUACACCGCAACUGAGAAGGAGAGGUUGAGGUUCAUCAGACUUAACCAGAAACAGCUAAGGGCUGAGUUAUAUACAAACUUUUGUGAUGCAUUGGACAGUGGAGACACAGACUCUAGAAAAGUUGGCAGAAAAGUCAUUUUACCUUCUCCUUUCACCGGAAGCCCUCGAUAUAUGUCUGAGAAGUAUCAGGAUGCCAUGGCCAUUUGUCAAAUGUCAAAUUAUCAUAGAAGAAAAAACAAUAAAUGUCAAA